Molecule: messenger RNA, 468 nt
Organism: Orbilia oligospora ATCC 24927
Lineage: Eukaryota; Fungi; Ascomycota; Orbiliomycetes; Orbiliales; Orbiliaceae
Exons: 5
Coding region: 1-468 (155 amino acids)
Molecular function (GO): DNA binding; cyanate hydratase activity
Source: RefSeq, a predicted model, not a curated record
AUGUCGGGAUCUCCAACUUUUUCCAAGAGCGAAAUCACAGCCUCUCUUGUCCGAGCCAAGCAAGAACGGAAAAUCAGUUUCGAAGAACUCGGCAAAGCGAUUGGGCGAGAUGAAGUCGCUGUGGCGGCAAUCUUCUACGGACAACACCAUGCAUCCCGGGAAGACAUUGUGGGGCUUGCAAAAGCCCUCAAUAUAGAUGAAAACCUACUAUCGUCUCAAUUAUCAGACUUUCCCGACAGGGGCAGUGGCGUUGAGAUGCCGCCGAAGGAGCCUUUGAUCUACCGCCUAUAUGAGAUAGUUCAAAAUUAUGGACAAGCCUAUAGAGCCGUGAUGAAUGAAAAGUUCGGAGAUGGUAUCAUGAGUGCCAUUGCGUUUUCAACCAAGGUGGACAAGGAAGUUGAUGAGCAAGGGAACACAUGGGUUAAUAUAAGUAUGCGGGGUAAAUGGUUGCCAUAUUCGAGAUUUUAA